UUGCCGCGUUCGGUUGUGUAAGUGUAUCGCGAGUGAUGUCGCAGCAUGAUUGGUGUGCGUACCUUGUUGUGGUGUUUGUUAUUCGGCGCCCUCGCUGCUUACGCCAGCGCCGCCCGCGCCCAUCGCCUUCACCACGUUGUUCCUGCACGACAUAAACAUUCGGAAUUCGUUAAGGGCAAGAUAUGUAUCGGCACAAACGGUCGGAUGUCAGUACCUUCGAAUCGCGACACACACUACAGAAACUUGCGGGACAGAUUCACCAAUUGUACUUACGUUGACGGCAACCUUGAACUUACUUGGUUGGAAAAUGAAACAAUGGAUUUGUCUUUUCUCCAACACAUACGAGAAGUUACCGGCUAUGUGCUUAUUUCGUAUGUUAAGGUAGCACACAUCGUUUUGCCACAACUGCAAAUUAUUAGAGGAAGAACACUUUUCAAAUUGAAUGUAAGAGACGAGGAAUUUGCUCUUUUGGUAACGAUGUCUUCAGCUUUCACACUUGAACUUCCCGCCCUAAGAGACGUUCUAAGGGGCAGUGUUGGCAUUUAUAAUAAUUACAACUUAUGCCACGUUAAAACCAUAAAUUGGGAUGAAAUCAUUACAGGAGUAAAUGCUUCAUAUGUAUUUGUUUAUAAAUUUAAAGUUCCUGAGAGGGAAUGUCCAGCAUGCCACCCUAGCUGCGAGUUGGGUUGCUGGGGAGAUGGCCCUCACAACUGUCAAAAAUUUUCUAAAAUAAACUGCAGUCCUCAAUGCGAUCAAGGUAGAUGUUUUGGUCCGAAUCCUCGAGAUUGCUGUAACACUUUCUGUGCCGGUGGUUGUACCGGUCCUUUACCGAGCCAGUGUCUUGCCUGCAGAAAUUUCUACGACGAAGGAACAUGCUCACAAGAAUGUCCACAAAUGCAAAAGUACAAUCCUACAACAUAUUCUUGGGAACCAAAUCCUAAUGGAAAAUACGCAUAUGGUGCUACGUGUGUAAGGAACUGCCCAGAGCACCUUUUGAAAGAUAACGGUGCAUGCGUAAGAAGUUGCCCGCCUAACAAAACAGCAGUUAAUGGCGAAUGUAUUCCUUGUAAUGUGACUUGCCCGAAGACUUGUCGUGCGGAGAGACCGAUACACUCAGGAAAUAUAGAAAGUUUUAAAGACUGUACCAUUAUAGAUGGUUCUAUCGAAAUUCUAGAAAUGACAUUUACUGGUUUCCAACAUGUUAAUCCGGAUUAUUCAUUUGGAGAAAGAUAUGCGAAAAUGGAACCCGAUGCGUUAGAGAUUUUCAGCACAGUACGGGAAGUGACAGGAUAUCUGAAUGUACAAGCGCAUCACCCGAAUUUCACCAGCCUCUCGUAUUUUAGAAAUUUAGAAGUGAUUGGAGGUCGGCAAGUUGUAGAAAAUCUGUUUGCAUCUCUAUAUAUUGUUAAGACUUCUUUGAAAUCGCUUGGAUUGAAGUCAUUGAAAAAAGUUAAUUCGGGGGCAAUUGCUAUAAUGGAAAAUAGGCAUUUAUGUUUUGCUGAUAAGAUUGCAUGGAACAAGCUCGUGAAAUCAAAGGACCACAAGCAAAUAAUUCAGAAAAAUGGAGAUAUUCAGAACUGUGAAAAAGCAAAUAUGGUUUGCGACCCACAAUGUUCUUCGGAUGGUUGCUGGGGUCCAGGACCCGACCAAUGUCUUUCCUGUCAAAACUACAAAUUUGGCGAUAUCUGUAUCCAAAACUGCAGUGUUCAUCCUGGACUUUACCAAUCGGGUACAAAAAUUUGCAAGCAGUGUCAUUCUGAAUGCCUUGAUGGAUGCUCAGGCCCCAGUCGUGCCAACUGCUCGAAGUGUAAACACGUACGCGAUGGACCUUACUGUGUAGCAGAGUGUCCAGACUCGAGGUACCCAUCAGAAAAUGGCACUUGUCAACCUUGUCAUGCUAACUGUUUUAAUGGAUGUACAGGACCAGAAAACACCGUUGGCAUUGGUGGUUGCAAUUCGUGCAAAAAAGCCAUCAUCAGUGUGGAAGCUACAGUCGAAAGCUGUCUUAAAGAAAAUGAACCAUGUCCCGAUGGUUACUAUAACGAAUGGGUUGGAAAUGUAAUACUAUUAGAGGGGAAAGUUAAAGUAGUGUGCCGAAAAUGUCACCCAUUGUGUAGGAAAUGCACCGGUUUUGGAAUACACGAACAAGUUUGCCAAGUUUGUAAUGGUUUUAAACGUGGGGAUCAAUGUGAAGAUGAAUGCCCUCCGGAUCAUUUCACUGACGAAGUAGACAGAAUUUGUUCACCAUGUCACCCAGAAUGUCGUGGUUGUACCGGACUUACAUCGACAGAUUGCAUAAAAUGUGAUAAUCUGAAAAUAUUUUUAACUGACACUAAUACUGGACCAUUUAAUUGCACUGCUAUAUGUCCCGAAGACUUUCCACAUAAAAUAUAUUUUGAUGAACUGCACCAAAACCCAAUUGAAGAACCAUACUGUUCAGCCCUAGCAAAUGGCCCGCCAUCUAUGUCAACCGCGAAAAUACCAACCGUUUUAGUAAUAAUAUUAGUUUUGGCAGUUAUUUUUUUAAUAAUCCUAGCCAUGAUCGGAUAUACAUGUCGACAGAAAGCAAAAGCCAAAAAGGAAGCGGUAAAAAUGACUAUGGUUUUGACAGGCUGUGAAGAUAACGAACCUCUUCGACCAACUAAUGUGAAACCAAACCUCGCAAAACUGAGAAUAGUUAAAGAAGCGGAAUUGCGAAGGGGUGGUAUGCUAGGAUUUGGUGCCUUUGGCAAAGUUUAUAAAGGUGUCUGGGUACCAGAAGGUGAAAAUGUAAAAAUUCCAGUCGCGAUAAAAAUAUUAAAGGAAUCAACAGGAGCAAACACAAGUAAAGAAUUUUUGGAAGAAGCGUACAUAAUGGCUAGUGUUGAACAUCCCAACUUAUUGCAAUUACUUGCGGUAUGCAUGACAAACCAAAUGAUGCUGAUUACACAGUUAAUGCCUUUAGGGUGCUUAUUGGAUUAUGUACGAACUCAUAAAGAAAAAAUUGGAUCGAAAGCCUUCUUGAAUUGGUGCACCCAAAUAGCUCGUGGAAUGGCUUAUUUAGAAGAAAAGAGGCUGGUUCAUAGAGAUCUUGCGGCACGAAAUGUCUUAGUGCAAACACCAAAUUGUGUAAAAAUAACUGAUUUUGGAUUAGCCAAAUUACUAGACAUUAAUGAAGACGAGUAUAAAGCUGCGGGUGGUAAGAUGCCCAUUAAAUGGUUAGCAUUAGAAUGUGUACAGCACCGAAUUUUCACACAUAAAAGUGACGUGUGGGCUUUUGGUGUUACUAUAUGGGAAAUUUUAAGCUAUGGUGCAAGGCCCUAUGCCAAUAUAUCAGCCCGAAAUGUACCUGAACUGAUUGAAAAUGGGUUAAAACUUCCUCAACCAGCAAUCUGUACUCUUGACAUCUACUGUAUUAUGGUCUCCUGCUGGAUGUUGGAUGCCGAUAGCCGUCCCACUUUUAAACAAUUGGCAGAUACAUUCGCCGAUAUGGCUAGGGAUCCUGGACGGUACCUUGUCAUUCCCGGCGACAAGUUUAUGCGUCUACCAUCCUAUUCUACCCAGGACGAAAAAGAAUUAAUAAAGAACCUAUCGUCGGCAAUGGACGGACCAGAGCCUUUAGUAGAAGCUGAUGAAUACUUACAACCAAAGUUUAAAAAUUUGCCCGGCACUGCUACAACUGCUUCUGUUGUUACGGCUGGUGUAGAGACUCAUACAGGAUCAUUAAAACCAGGCGCCUCGACAUCAUGGACUAAUAAUGGGCCCAGAGUAGAAGGUGCUACUAAUGACAGUGCCAACAAACCUGAAACUUGGGAUCAAGAUUUAUUAAGAUAUAACAACACAAACAGUAAAUCAGAUGAUUCGGAUACUCGUCAUUAUUACAAUAACGGUGUUUGUGCUUCUGAGAGCUCCAGUUCCAGAUAUUGUAGUGAUCCUAUGAAAUCUAGGCCUGAUGAAGAAAAUAAAUUCGACAGUAUGUCGAAAACAAAAGAGGCACAAGUUGGAAAUCUAAAACUUAAUUUGCCACUUGACGAGGAUGAUUAUUUAAUGCCUUCUCCUCAACACACUCAAAACGCUUCCACCUACAUGGACUUAAUAGGCGAAAGUGGGGAAGGACAGGAUAUAAAGGAUUUGUGUUAUGGUGGUUAUGUGGCGUCAAAGAGAUGUGUGGACAAUCCGGAAUAUUUAAUGUCAGACCAAAGUGUUCCAGCACAGACAAUUGGAAUACCCACAGAACCUUUACCUCUAGAGUGUGCCAGCGAGUGUAGUGGCAGUGAUUCAACACCGCAGCCUACAACGAGCAAAUAUCAACCCCAAAGAUCUGUCGAAGAAGAGUCAAUGUCUGAUCACGAAUACUAUAAUGACUUGCAACGGGAGCUCCAACCAUUGCGCCGUAAUGAAACAACUGUAUAAAGCGUAGAAUUUUUAAACAAUUUAGGUUUUACUUGUUAAUAGAGUGAUCUCUUAUAAUUAUAUCUACUUAAUGCGUGCAAGCGCUCAGCGUGCCAUUUAUCAAUGGCUAGUGUUAAUUGUUGAUUUUUUUUUAAAUUUUUAUUUUUUAUAUUAGUAGUAUGUUAUGCCACAGUAUGAUAGUAAUAAAUCAACAUACAAUACCAGAAGUAGAACGACUAUUUUCGUUUUAUCGUGGUUGAUAAUUAAUAUCAAUCGAGAAAAGCGAAACAUCAGAGAAAGAUACACUUGAUCGGCGGUGUCGAUCUUCGUCACGGCAAUAACAAAUCACGAAUACGUUUUAAAGAUCACAACAUUUUGUGAGCACAUCAAAAGGAGCUAGUGUAAAUGAAAGAAGCGUGCUUUGCAAGUCAUUACUACGAAACUUUUCUUCUUUGUGAUCAGUGCUGCGAGUUGCGGAUAAAUGUGAAAAUUCAUAAUGUUGACCUAAAAGCGAACAGCGGUGGUUAUAAUCCACACUAAAAUGUGAGCCUGCUGUAGACACAGUAAAACAAGACAAUAUGGAUCAGAAAGGAAAGGAAGAUCAGAAAAAUAAAAUUAUCCUACCCCAUCCAUGUUAAUGGGUAUCUGUUAUUGAUUACCGCAAAUAUAGCAUAAAAAUCUACCGCUAUAAUAAGUAGAGUUACACCGGAGCUUCAUAGCACACAUGCAUACACCAUCUAAUUCGAAUUGUACAGCUUUGAACGUCCGAGACAAAAAGAUAUCUUCACUAGAAAUAUCUUAAUCCAAAAUGUACAAACAAUAGUUUAGCAGAUAGAACGAAUAGUUAUAAGAGAUUAUUAAAGAUCAGUGCCACCCCGGAACAGAGUGCUAAUUAAAUUGAUGGAAUAAAUCUACACAAAAACAACGUCUGUGGAUAUGGGAUAUUUUGGCAGCGCUAAUGAAUGAAUUGUAUAACGAGUCUACCAUCAUUUUUCGCUUAGGAAUAGUUCUUCUAUGUAGAAAAGUCGUCAAUUAUGUUACUUGUAACACUGGUUUGUAAUAAAUGGCGAAACAAGACGAAGAAACAACGACAUAACAUCUUUAUAAGACUAAAGAGACCAAUCUGAGUGCCAUACAAAUACGUCAAGGGGCUCUAAUAUAUGCAUUCAUUACUAAGUGUGAGCAGAGCGAGUGAAAAAGUGUGUUUUACAAACUCACGUCACCUAAAUUAUUGGAAAUACACAUGUUGUGACAAAUUGUUAAUGUACAUCAACGUUCUUCAUAAACGAAACGAUAUUCUGAAAUAAUCUUUGGACGCAUUUGUUUAAAAUAUCCGAAUUAGAAAGAAACGUGAUUACAUAGGCCCGAUGAAUAAUUCGUCAUCAUGUCCUUUUAACGCAUAUUUAACUUAACCGAGAAUGAAUCUUUGUUGUUAACUGUUAUGAACUGUAAUUUGUAGAUACAUAUAUAAUUUUAUUAAGUAUGCUAAUAGGAAAUAAAACAAAAUAUUAUUUAUUAAUAAUAGGUUAAGAAAGGCUAUGUUUAUGUUUCAAAGUAUAGGUUUAAGCAAAAAUAUUUUAAUAAAAGCUGUGAUAAUUAGAUUAAUAUUUAGUAGAUAUAAAUUUGUUACUUAAGUCAUGGAAUCGGUUUUCGGUGAAGAUUGCCAUUAAAGACAAUAUAAUUCAAUUUAUAUAAUUACUAAACAGUAAAGUUUAGAUUACAAUGCAAUUAUUAUGUUUAAAAUGUGGUGAUUGUAGAUAAGUUAAUCAACUAAAGCAAUUUCAUUUAAUAUGACUAUUUGUCAUAGAAAUAGUGUAUUGCUUAUGAAUUUGUAUUUUUGUUCUAUAGGCCAUACGAUGAGCACUCAUGCUAGGCAUUAUGUAUAUGCAAAUGUGAUUUCAUGACUUCUUGGUGCAGCUUCGUUUUGGCCGCUUUAUAAAAUCACCAUUUAUAAAAUGUACUUUGUAAUCAACAGUGUUUAUUGUUUACAUGCCAAGCUUGCACAACAUUUUCAAAAUGCGUACCUAUACAAUUGUACGCAGAUACCGUGCCACUGUUAAUAUUAUAUAUACGUUUUCAAAAUUAGAAUCCUGGUAGCUCUUAAGUUUGUAAAUAUGUCUAUAGCACAAGAAAUAAAGAUUUUAUACAGAGAAUUUUAAAAAUAUGUAUUUAUGGCUGAACAUAAAUAACACUACGAUAAGAAUCGAUGAGCAUUGUCUACAGCGCAAACCAAGCUCAAUUUGUAUCCAAGUGACAACUGACAAUAUAUUUUAUUAGCUAUUUAUAAGGUUUUAUUAAACCAAACCUCGAUUGCCAUGUAACUUGUAGAUAUAGGUCAUAAAAAUAUUUUAUGAAGUAUAAAUAAUGCGUGACUGAACCCUUGAAGUCACAAAUAUAUCCCAUUUAAAUAUAUAAAUUAAUUUUUGUGCCAUUAUGUACACAUAGAUUUAUAUAAUAUAUCUGUGUUCAAAAUAUGCAAGCUUGCCUACUUAACCGCAAUUCUAGACAAUGAAAUUGAUUUCUGUUACAGAUAAAACAAUAGCUUACAUGGCUGAUUCAUAAAUGUAUUAGAAAACGUGGAUACUGUAUACCUUAAUAAAUAAUAAAAAAUAUAAUCUUUUUUUGUGUUUCACCUCAUACAGAACUACAUUAGAACAAAAUUGACUGUGCAAAUGAUAAAUAGAUUUGUUUGCGUAUACGUGGUCAAA
This is a messenger RNA of Pieris brassicae (large cabbage white), 7079 nucleotides long. RefSeq names its product epidermal growth factor receptor (gene Egfr). The record is from RefSeq and is a predicted model, not a curated record. The transcript is spliced from 7 exons. Bases 46 to 4392 code for a protein of 1448 amino acids. Gene Ontology annotation, cellular component: signaling receptor complex; basal plasma membrane. Gene Ontology annotation, biological process: multicellular organism development; positive regulation of cell population proliferation; cell surface receptor protein tyrosine kinase signaling pathway. Gene Ontology annotation, molecular function: transmembrane receptor protein tyrosine kinase activity; ATP binding. NCBI's taxonomy places the organism in Eukaryota, Metazoa, Arthropoda, Insecta, Lepidoptera, Pieridae.